Molecule: messenger RNA, 1616 nt
Organism: Labrus bergylta (ballan wrasse)
Lineage: Eukaryota; Metazoa; Chordata; Actinopteri; Labriformes; Labridae
Gene: fhl1a
Product: four and a half LIM domains 1a
Biological process (GO): muscle organ development
Molecular function (GO): transmembrane transporter binding
Source: RefSeq, a predicted model, not a curated record
AGAGGUUUGGCUCAUGUCCUGAAGUUUUUUUGUUUUUUUCUCUGGUCCUUCUGUCUUUUAAAGCUGCGUUGCCUCCGCAGAUUUCACCUCUCGGCCAAACCCUCCGGACGCACCGCUGCUGAGGAGUGAAACACAUUCAUCUGUUCGCUUUGGAGAGGUCCCAGGAGCUAUCUCACCUCCACCAUGACUGAGCGCUUCGACUGCUACUACUGCCGCGACAACCUGCACGGGAAGAAGUAUGUGAAGAAGGACGACAAGCACGUGUGCACCAAGUGCUUCGAUAAACUCUGUGCCAACACCUGCGCAGAGUGCAGACGCCCCAUUGGUGCUGACGCCAAGGAGCUGCACCACAAGAACCGUUACUGGCAUGAGGACUGUUUCCGCUGUGCCAAGUGCUACAAGCCGCUGGCCAGUGAGCAGUUCAGCGCCCGCGAUGACGGCAAGAUAAUGUGCGGCAAGUGCAACUCCAUCACCGAUGGCAACCGCUGCCAGGGCUGCUACAAGGUCGUCUUGCCAGGAUCCAAGAACGUGGAGUACAAGAACAAGGUGUGGCACGAGGAAUGUUUCACCUGCUUUGAGUGCAAGCAGCCAAUCCACACGCAGAGCUUCUUGACCAAAGGUGAUGACAUCUACUGCGCUCCCUGCCAUGACAAGAAGUUUGCCAAGAAGUGCUUCCACUGCAAACAGCCCAUCACCUCUGGAGGGAUCAGCUACCAGGACCAGCCCUGGCACUCUGAGUGCUUCGUGUGCCACACCUGCCGUAAAGCUCUGGCCGGAGCUCGCUUCACCUCCCACGAGAACAAUGUUUACUGCGUGGACUGCUUCAAGACUGACGUGGCUAAGAAGUGCCACGGCUGCAAGAACCCCAUCACAGGGUUCGGCCAUGGCACCAAUGUGGUGAACUACGAGGGAUACUCCUGGCAUGAGUACUGCUUCAACUGCAAGAGGUGCAGCCUCUCAUUGGCCAACAAGCGCUUUGUCAUCAAUGGAGAUCACAUCCACUGCCCCGACUGUGCCAAGAAGCUGUGAGCUGCUGCACAGACGGCUCAGCAGAGGAUCACUGUUUAAAGGAGAUUAAACCCACAACUACAUGUAGACAGUUUGUAAAAGAAUCUUUUUUUUUUUUCUCAUAGAUAUUGAGAGUUUUUGAUUUGGCCUUAAAAUGAAAACAGUUGGUGUAACUUCUUUGUGAGGAUCAGAGUGAAGGGUUUUACAAUUAAAUGUGCACUUAGCUUGGCUCAUUUAUCUACAUAUACAUUAAUGCAACUUGUUUAGCUGCUACAGCUAAGAUACUAACUCGGCAGAAGAAUUACUUUUGAUGGUUUGUGAAGAGUCGAACGAGGAUUCUGUGCAGCAUUAUGACACAGAAGCAUCGUCAGUGCCUUACUGGAAUCUAGCAGAGAAUUGAAUGCUUUUUACAUGCUGCUGCUGCUGCUCAGUCAUACCAGCUUUGAUCACUGAUCUAUGAUGUCUCUGAAUGAUUGAGGGGAUUAAUGAGAAUGUUUAGAGUGGAUAUCAAUUUAGAGCUUUGAGAUUGAAGUUUAAAUGUAAACCCGCUCGUUUAACCAAGACGUGUGAGUGUGAAUAUUAAACAAGAAUAAAGGAGGAAGAAGUGA